UUUAUUCUGUAUUAACAAUAUGAUUGCUCCCAGUUUGUCAUCUUUAGCCUUCCUGCUGCUUGUUGUAUUUCUCGCUAUGACGAGAGUAAGUUACGCAUCGACAGCGGUGUACGAGGCACAAAGUUCCACGGCAUCAACACCGUCUUCUAAGGGAGAACUUUCCCUGGAUGCUACUUUGUCAAAACAUACUGCAGAGAAAGAAAAAACUGCAGACAAUUCUGACACCCAAGAGGAAACAAUGCACGGAGGAACCUCAGAAGAUGAUAACGAAGAAUCUUCAGAAGAGCAGGGUUCUUCGGAAGAAUCUGAUGACAGUACCUGUUCUUUGACGCUGAGGGUUCCAGUAAGCGCCGUUAAUGGCUGUGACCAGGUUAAAGGGCUGGAGGAAAACCUGAAGCAGAUAAAACACGGCUUUAAUUCCAGGCUGGACGUGUUGGAACACCGCGUGAGUGACGUGCUUAGUGAUGAGGGGGACAGGGACAGCUUGCAGCAUCUGGAGGACAAAGUGUACCGUCUACAAGUUCAGCUGGACGAUGCAUUGGACCUUACCAAACAUGGUUCCCGACAUCCGGUGCUGAACAGAAUCAUACAGAACCUCCGACGAGAAAGAGUAUCCAGAACGGCGCUGGAGAAACGGCUACAGGAUCUGGAGAAGAGAAACCAAGACAUUGACUGCCGGUUAAUGGGGAGGCCAGGGAUCUACUUAAUACGUCCUUUCCGGGGACCGGGCAAAAUGAAAGUGUAUUGUGACAACACGUGGACUGUCAUACAGAAACGCUAUAACGGAACUGUAAACUUUUUCCAAAACUGGGAGUCCUACCGACGAGGAUUCGGAAACAUGGAUGGAGAAUUUUGGCUAGGAAACGAUAACAUCCAUUAUCUAACUACACAGAGCAAAUAUAAGUUACGGAUUGAAAUGAUGGACUGGUAUGGCAGAGAAUACUUUGCCGAAUAUUCCCAUUUCUGGAUCGAGAGUGUGAAUAACAAAUUCCGCCUUCACGUCCAAGGAUUUACCGGUAAUUUAGUAGAUUCCAUACUUCGCGAGGACUCCAAAUUUAAUCACAACGGCAUGGAGUUUUCCACGCACGAUGAAGACAAUGAUAAGAACCCGACAAUCAACUGCGCCUUAAAGUACCAAGGGGCUUGGUGGUACAAUGAUUGCUAUGCGUCCAACCUGAACGGCAGGCACUGCCAGCCGGAAGAACCAGACAUGCUCAGCUGUAUUGUGUGGUACGGCAUGCUUGAGAAGUACACCAUGGAAAAGGUCACAAUGAAGGUCAAAGAGAACGCAUGAGAAGUCUUACUUUGUGUUCCAUAGCAAGACAAUUAAUCCAAGAGUUCCAAGCCAGAACGAAAGUAUGUCGCUACAAUGUAGCUGCGCUGGGUGGUAGUUUAUUCACAAUAAGGACAGUUAGACAAGUUGCGCCUACGACAGUGUUGAGUAAAGGACGGUGUUGAGAAAAUAUCAAGAGAAAUCAGUAGAGAUUUAUUUCAGUAUGAGGUAGCAAUGUACACAGUUCUAAUAAUUUUUAAAAAAAGAUAUGUUUUAAUUGAAUAAACUAUGACUGUCAGAAUGGAAGACAGUUCUGUAAUUAAAUUAUUUGAUAUUAGUGCAUGUAUUUCUGCCUAUCUGUUACUCUGACCUAUGUAAAGCAUACAAGUAUACUACAUAUUAUCAUUAUAAAAUAUUCGUUCCAAGUAGAUAUAGUCGUGCUUUUGCGCAAUUUAUAUAGUCUCAAUCUUACAUAUCGUUUAUGUAAUUUCAGACACAAUUUCAUUAUUGCUAAGAUGAUACAUUCAUAACUCGAUUUAUGUUAUACAGUGUUAAAAAUCUUCGCUACAAGUAAAUCGAUGGAUGAUUCAUAAUCAAUCAUCUCAAUAUCUUAAUAAAAUAAUCCUCA
Liolophura sinensis is the source of this 1901-nucleotide messenger RNA. Its product is annotated as fibrinogen-like protein 1. The record is from RefSeq and is a predicted model, not a curated record. The transcript is spliced from 4 exons. Lineage: Eukaryota; Metazoa; Mollusca; Polyplacophora; Chitonida; Chitonidae. Bases 20 to 1294 code for a protein of 424 amino acids.